GACAGCGACGCCGGAAGCGCCUCGUCUUCCUCUCGCCCGCCCCUUCCGGCUCACUUCCGCCUACCCCGCCCGGGCCGCCAGACCGGAAGCCCUGCUUUCGGACCUGAUCUUCCUCAUCUGGGUCGGAACCUGGGUCUCGCCAAGAUGCCGGCUUACCACUCUUCUCUCAUGGACCCCGACACCAGACUCAUUGGAAACAUGGCACUGUUACCCAUCAGGAGUCAGUUCAAAGGACCCGCUCCUCGAGAGACAAAAGAUACAGACAUUGUGGAUGAGGCCAUCUAUUACUUCAAAGCCAAUGUCUUCUUCAAAAACUAUGAAAUUAAGAAUGAAGCUGACAGGACCUUGAUAUAUAUAACACUCUAUAUUUCUGAGUGUCUAAAGAAACUCCAAAAGUGUAAUUCCAAAAGCCAAGGCGAGAAAGAAAUGUAUACACUGGGAAUCACUAAUUUUCCCAUUCCUGGAGAGCCCGGUUUUCCACUUAAUGCAAUUUAUGCUAAACCUGCAAACAAACAGGAAGAUGAAGUGAUGAGGGCCUACCUACAGCAGCUAAGGCAAGAGACGGGGCUGAGGCUUUGUGAGAAAGUUUUUGACCCUCAGAAUGAUAAACCUAGCAAAUGGUGGACUUGCUUUGUGAAGAGACAGUUCAUGAACAAGAGUCUUUCGGGACCUGGACAGUAAAGAGCGCCUGGGCAGCCAUGCCUUCACAGCCACGGGCGGCAUUCCACAACUAGAUGUACACAGUUCUUUGCCUUUAUUUCAUAAAGUUUUAUACAGAAAAGAGAAGAGACCACAUCUUUACUGGAAAAGCUCUUUAUCAAGAAUUUGGGUGGCGAAGGGGGGAGUGGAUUGUGGAUGGGUGAUUUGAAAAUUUUCUUGCAGUAUUAAGCUGGUGCUUAAUAAUAAGUAAUAAUAAAGAAAUUUCUAACAUUCCA
Choloepus didactylus (southern two-toed sloth) is the source of this 935-nucleotide messenger RNA. It is a transcript of the gene ARPC3, whose product is annotated as actin related protein 2/3 complex subunit 3. Lineage: Eukaryota; Metazoa; Chordata; Mammalia; Pilosa; Megalonychidae. Gene Ontology annotation, cellular component: cytoskeleton; Arp2/3 protein complex. The record is from RefSeq and is a predicted model, not a curated record. Bases 145 to 681 code for a protein of 178 amino acids. Gene Ontology annotation, biological process: Arp2/3 complex-mediated actin nucleation; regulation of actin filament polymerization. The transcript has 7 exons. Gene Ontology annotation, molecular function: actin filament binding.